CUCCCUCCCUCUCUCUCCCCGCCGCGUCCCUGGCGGGGAGGGCCCGAGAACGGCUGCGCCGCAUUCCCGGAGGAUCCACGGUGUCAUGUCCAACCAGGGCCCCCGGAGGAACGGGCCCGUCAAGCUGCGCCUGACAGUUCUCUGUGCAAAAAAUUUGGUGAAAAAGGAUUUUUUCCGACUUCCUGAUCCAUUUGCUAAAGUGGUGGUGGACGGAUCUGGCCAGUGCCAUUCUACUGAUACUGUGAAGAAUACCCUUGAUCCAAAGUGGAAUCAGCAUUAUGACUUAUACAUUGGAAAGUCUGACUCUAUAACAAUCAGUGUAUGGAACCACAAGAAAAUCCAUAAAAAACAGGGAGCUGGUUUUCUGGGUUGUGUGAGACUUCUUUCUAAUGCUAUCAACCGCCUCAAAGACACUGGUUAUCAGAGAUUAGAUCUCUGCAAACUUGGACCAAAUGACAAUGAUACAGUUAGAGGACAGAUAGUAGUAAGUCUUCAGUCCAGGGACCGGAUAGGCACAGGAGGGCAAGUUGUUGAUUGCAGUAGACUAUUUGACAAUGAUUUACCUGAUGGCUGGGAAGAAAGGAGGACAGCCUCUGGAAGAAUUCAGUAUUUGAAUCAUAUCACACGAACAACACAGUGGGAGAGACCAACACGGCCAGCAUCGGAAUAUUCCAGUCCUGGCAGACCUCUGAGUUGCUUUGUGGAUGAGAACACACCUCUUACAGGAAUAAAUGGUGCAACAUGUGGACAGGCAUUUGACCCCAGGCUCGCGGAAAGGAGAGUUAGAUCUCAGAGGCAUAGGAAUUACAUGAGCAGGACCCAUCUGCAUACUCCUCCUGAUCUACCUGAGGGAUAUGAGCAAAGGACAACUCAGCAAGGGCAGGUGUAUUUCCUACAUACUCAAACCGGUGUAAGCACAUGGCAUGAUCCCCGUGUACCUCGGGAUCUUAGCAACAUCAAUUGUGAAGAGCUUGGGCCAUUGCCUCCUGGAUGGGAAAUCCGAAACACAGCCACAGGCAGAGUUUAUUUUGUUGAUCAUAACAACAGGACCACACAGUUUACAGAUCCACGGCUAUCAGCUAAUUUGCACCUGGUUCUAAAUCGUCAAAAUCAACUUAAAGAUCAGCCGCAGCAGCAGCAACAAGUUGUUUCACUGUGCCAACUUUCAGACGAGGCUGAAUGUCUUACUGUGCCAAGAUACAAACGAGAUCUAGUACAAAAACUCAAGAUUUUGAGGCAAGAGCUCUCCCAGCAGCAGCCCCAAGCUGGACACUGCCGUAUAGAGGUCUCCAGGGAAGAAAUUUUUGAGGUAAUGUGAGAAUUAUACAUUAUUGCUGAAUUAAAAUAAAAGCCAGUGCCUAUUAUUAUGUUGAUCUGGGAUUUUGCGCUACAAAUGGAGGAAAAUUCUUAAGGCAUUGUUAAAAUGUAUCUAAAACAAAUGGUAGCCACACUGUGCUUUUGUAAAAGUCCAGUAUAGAUUAAAAAUAGAUUAAAAAUGAGUUAAAAAUAUAAAAAUACUUAUAUAGAGAUUAAAAAAAAGAAAAACCUAAUUUACAUUUGGAAGAACUUUUUACAACUGUUGUUGCCUGUCCUCCAUCUUAGCUCCUCCUCCAUUUAAUUAUCUUAAGGCAUUAUUGAGUUACAAUGCAAGUAGG
Thamnophis sirtalis is the source of this 1655-nucleotide messenger RNA. Lineage: Eukaryota; Metazoa; Chordata; Lepidosauria; Squamata; Natricidae. The record is from RefSeq and is a predicted model, not a curated record.